Molecule: messenger RNA, 465 nt
Organism: Brettanomyces bruxellensis
Lineage: Eukaryota; Fungi; Ascomycota; Pichiomycetes; Pichiales; Pichiaceae
Gene: SOD1
Product: Superoxide dismutase [Cu-Zn]
Exons: 1
Coding region: 1-465 (154 amino acids)
Biological process (GO): removal of superoxide radicals
Molecular function (GO): superoxide dismutase activity; copper ion binding
Source: RefSeq, a predicted model, not a curated record
AUGGUUAAAGCAGUUGCAGUUGUCAGAGGAGACUCUACAGUCAAAGGUGUUGUUACCUUUGAGCAAACCUCAGAGAGUGAGCCAACAACCAUUAACUACAACAUCGAGGGUAACGAUCCAAAUGCUUUGAGAGGAUUCCACAUUCACACAUUUGGUGACAACACCAACGGUUGCACAUCAGCCGGUCCUCACUUCAACCCAUUCGGUAAGACUCAUGGUGCUCCAACUGACGAAAACAGGCACGUUGGUGAUUUGGGUAACAUCAAGACGGAUGCCAAUGGAGUUGCUAAGGGCACCAUCAAGGACAAGUUAGUUAAGCUUAUUGGUGUGAACUCCAUCAUUGGAAGAACCGUCGUUGUUCAUGCUGGAACUGACGAUUUGGGUAAGGGCGGCGAUGCUGGUUCUUUGCAGACUGGUAACGCCGGUGGCAGACCAGCAUGCGGUGUCAUUGGCUUGUCUGCAUAA